Molecule: messenger RNA, 4059 nt
Organism: Nezara viridula (southern green stink bug)
Lineage: Eukaryota; Metazoa; Arthropoda; Insecta; Hemiptera; Pentatomidae
Source: the annotation of a GenBank genome assembly
AUGGUCAAGAUAGUUCUUAGCAUAAAUAGGAAAAAAAUGAUUGAUCCAAGUUCAUCUGAAGAAGAAAGUGAGGAGGAACAGCAUCAUCAAACUGAUGAAAGUAGACAUAGUCAACAUCAUGCAGUACACCUCCCACCUCCUCCUCCAGCUCAUCAGUACAAUCAAUCUGAAACUCUUAGUAUUCCACUCAACAGUGAAGCCCCUCGGUCUCUUUCACCUAGUGGUACUUCUACUGAUACUGCAAGUAUUUGUGGGACUGUUAAUCCAUCACGUUCUAAUUCAUUACCCCGCCCAACAAGCCCUAGUCCAUCUGUUGUUAGUGAAAAAACUGAAGCUGAAUUACAGGAUAAACAAGAAAGAGAAGAAGAAGAAAGAAAACGUAAGCUUCAACUUUAUGUUUUUAUUUCAAGAUGCAUUGCCUAUCCAUUUAAUGCAAAGCAGCCCACUGAUAUGACCAAGCGCCAAACUAAAAUUACCAAACAACAGUUGGAAGUAAUUCAAGGAAGAUUUCAGAGUUUUCUAAAAGGCGACACUCAAAUAAUGGCUGAUGAAGCUUUUCAAAACGCAGUUCAAACGUACUAUGAUGUAUUUUUAAGAUCUGAUAGAGUUCUUAAAAUGGUUCAGUCUGGUGCUUGUUCACAGUAUGAUUUCAGAGAAGUGUUUAGAAACAAUAUUGAAAAAAGAGUCAGAUCAUUGCCUGAAAUAGAUGGAUUGAGUAAAGAAACUGUUUUGGCUUCAUGGAUGGCAAAAUUUGACUGUAUUUUUAAAGUUACUGAUGAAGAUUCAAAAAGACCUUCACGAAUGCAACAACAAAUAUUGAAUAGUGAAGCUAUUUUAUCUAAGGAUCAGCUUUAUGACAUGUUUCAACAAAUUUUAGGAAUAAAGAAAUUUGAACAUCAACUUCUUUUUAAUGCACUGCAGUUGGAUUCUGCUGAUGAGCAAGCUGCAGCUAUCCGAAGAGAGUUAGAUGGUAGGAUGCAGAAAGUUGCUGAAAUGGAAAAGAAUAGAAAAUUGAUGCCCAAAUUUGUUUUAAAAGAAAUGGAAUCCUUGUACAUUGAAGAAUUGAAAACUUCUAUAAAUCUGUUGAUGGUUAAUCUUGAAUCCUUGCCUGUCUCAAAAGGAUCAAUUGAUUCAAAGUAUGGUUUACAAAAACUGAAGCGUUAUAAUCACAGGUCUCAGGGUUCUUUGGCAAAAUUAGAAGGUGAUUCAGCUGAUAAUGACACCCAGCUUACAAAACUUGAUGUUGUGCUCACAUUCCAACUGGAGGUGGUGGUAAUGGAAGUCAAAGGAUUGAAAUCUCUAGCUCCUAGUAGAAUAGUGUAUUGUACAAUGGAAGUUGAAGGUGGUGAAAAAUUACAAACUGAUCAAGCAGAGGCUUCUAAACCAAUGUGGGAUACACAAGGUGAUUUUACCACAACUCACCCACUUCCUGGAGUGAAAGUAAAACUAUAUACUGAAAAUCCUGGAAUGCUAGCUCUGGAAGAUAAGGAGUUAGGAAAAGUCAUACUUCAUCCCACACCAUUGUCUUCAAAGGUUCCUGAAUGGCAUAAGAUGAUAGUACCUAAAAACUGUGCUGAUCAAGAUUUAAGAAUUAAGAUUGCAUGUCGUAUGGACAAACCUCUAAAUAUGAAACAUUGUGGGAACUUAUAUGCUAUUGGAAAAGCUGUUUGGAAGAAGUGGAAAAAGAGAUACUUUGUUCUUGUUCAAGUUUCACAGUAUACUUUUGCUAUGUGUACAUAUAAAGAAAAGAAAUCAGAACCAUCUGAAAUGAUGCAACUUGAUGGCUAUACUGUUGAUUAUAUUGAGCCAGCUAGUGAUUUGGAAGGGGGUAGAUACUUCUUUAAUGCUGUUAAAGAAGGUGAUAAUAUUAUAUUGGCGUGUGAUGAUGAAAAUGAGUGUCAUCUUUGGGUAAUGGCGAUGUAUAGAGCUACAGGACAGUCGCAUAAGCCAACACCUCUAGUCACAUCAGCUGCUAAGAACUCUACCAUUUAUAAAAUUCAAGGAGAUGCUGAUAGAGCUCGAAAACAUGGAAUGGAAGAAUUCAUAUCUGCUGAUCCUUGUAAAUUUGACCAUGCCUCAUUAUUUAAAAUGCUUCAAACUUUAGCCUUAGAUUAUAGGCUUAAUGACCCUUAUUGUUCCUUGGGUUGGUUUAGCCCAGGUCAAGUAUUUGUUCUUGAUGAAUACUGUGCUCGUUAUGGUGUUCGUGGCUGUUACAGACAUCUAUGUUAUAUGAACGACCUAUUAGAUCGUGCUGAAAAAAACAUCAUGAUUGAUCCAACUUUGAUCCACUAUAGUUUUGCUUUUUGUGCCAGUCAUGUUCAUGGAAAUAGACCAGAUGGAGUUGGAACAGUUACCCAUGAAGAAAAAGAGAAAUUUCAAGAAAUAAAGGAAAGAUUAAGAAUAUUAUUAGAGAAUCAAAUAACUAAUUUUCGAUAUUGUUUUCCGUUUGGAAGACCGGAGGGUGCAUUGAAGGCAACGCUUUCUUUAUUAGAAAGAGUCCUUAUGAAAGAUGUUGUCACCCCAGUUCCUCCUGAAGAAGUCAGGGGAAUGAUUAAAAAGAGCCUUGAAACUGCAGCAAUUGUUAAUUAUACCAGAUUAUCAGCAGAAGCUAAAAUUGAAGAAGAGACUUCUGGUGAAAAUAUUUUAGCUCCAAGUAAAAAACUUGAUGACCUCAUUCAUUUAGCAGAACUCUGUGUUGAUCUUCUUCAGCAAAAUGAAGAGCAUUAUGCUGAGGCCUUUGCGUGGUUUAGUGAUCUUCUUGUGGAACAUGCUGAAAUAUUCUGGUCCUUGUUUGCUGUAGACAUGGAUCAAGUUCUUUCUGAACAACCUCCUGAUACUUGGGAUUCAUUUCCCUUAUUUCAGAUAAUGAAUGACUAUUUAAGAACUGAUGAUAAUUUGAAGAAUGGUAGAUUUCACCAACAUUUACGUGAUACAUUUGCUCCAUUAGUAGUGAGAUAUGUAGAUUUAAUGGAAUCAUCGAUAGCCCAAUCAAUCCAUAAAGGCUUUGAGAAAGAACGUUGGGAAAUCAAAGGCAAUGGUUGUGCCACAUCUGAAGAUCUAUUUUGGAAAUUAGAUGCUUUGCAGUCAUUUAUUCAAGAUUUACAUUGGCCUGAUGCUGAAUUUCGACAACAUUUAGAACAACGAUUAAAGCUUAUGGCAUGUGACAUGAUAGAAUCAUGCAUUCAGAGAACUGAAUCUGCGUUUCAAUCUUGGUUGAAGAAGGGAGUUACUUUCAUAUCAACUGAUUAUAUUAUACCAUCAGAAAUGUGUGCAAUGGUUAAUGUGAUUUUAGAUGCUAAAAACCAGUCAUUUAAGCUUUGUGCUGUGGAUGGUGUUGAUUUGCAUCAGUAUCACACAAAAAUUGAUGAUUUAAUAGAAAAGACUUCGGCAAGUAUGAGCCAAGGUAUGAUAUCAAAACUAAUUGCAGUUUUGGAAGCUACAUUAUCAAAAAUGUCUCGAUAUGAUGAAGGAAGUUUCAUUGGAUCAAUUCUCAGUUUAACUAAUGUCUCAGGUACUGGAAAGGAUAUGGGGCAAGCUUAUGUAAAUUUUACAAGGAAUUGUAUGGAUCAAAUCAGAAGUAAAGUGAAUGAUGAACUUUGGAUUCUCAAUUUUUUUGAACAAUGGUACACUGCACAAAUUCAGAUGCUUUGCAAUUGGUUAUCGGAGCGAAUUGAUCACUCUCUACAUCCUUAUCAGUGUACCUGUCUAGUUCAUAUAGUGAAGAAACUUUAUUCAGAUUUUGAAUUGCAAGGAGUGAUGGAGGAUAAAUUAAAUUCAAAAACAUACCAAACAGUUGCCCAGCGCAUGCAGACUGAGGAAGCAACAUGUGCCCUUACCAUGAGUACAAGAAGAGAGGAAGAAGGUUAUAUGGAAGGGGUAGAUGAUGACGAAACUAUUAAAAGUAAAGUUACAGUGAGAGAUGCUACUGGAGAAGAUGCAAACUAUGUUGCAAAAAUUAGUAAUGCAACAGCAAAUGUUGUUGGUAGAGUUGGUAAUGCUUUUGGUAAAGGAAUAGGAGGCUUUACCAGUAAAUUUGGUGGUGGUAGUUCUUGGUUUUAG